GUUAUAACUGACUUAGUACUUUGAAGUUCAAGCUCCAACACGUUCUGAUGAACUCUGCGCUCAUCUUACCAUAACAUGGAGACUUACGAUAAUAUUUCGCCAGUGAAAACCGAUGCAAAUACAUUUACGUUCACAGCGGAACAAGUUGCAUGUGUCUGUGAUGUUUUACGACAGACAGGAGAUGUAGAACGACUCAGUCAAUUUUUGUGGUCCCUCCCACCGAAUGAGCUUCUCAAUGGAGGUCCCAGUGUGCUGAAGGCCAGAGCAUUUGUGUCCUACCAUCGUGGACAUUUUCGCGAGGUAUACUCAAUUUUGGAGGGGCAUGAAUUUGACCCCAGCUCCCACGAGAUGCUUCAGGCGCUAUGGUACAGGGCACAUUACAGCGAAGCCGAGAAAAUACGCGGUCGCUGUCUCGGCGCUGUAGACAAGUAUCGAAUCAGAAGAAAAUUUCCUCUGCCUCGCACGAUUUGGGACGGRGAAGAGACAGUCUACUGCUUCAAAGAGAAAUCAAGACAAAUGCUUAAACAAUACUACAAGUUAAACAGGUAUCCAACGCCACAAGAGAAGAGAGAAAUCGCUAAACAGACGAGUUUGACUCUGAAACAAGUCAGUAAUUGGUUCAAAAACCGAAGACAACGUGARAGAAUGCCGUCAAAGAGCGGUGAUAGUUCCAUUCGUAAAAGUCUCGAUUCUUUAGAUUCUCCUCCAUCGCUGAAUGGGACAAUCGACAGUACCACUAAUGAUGUAGACAUUUGCAGUUCUCUGGUGAAAACUGAAGACAACCUACUCGCUGCAUCUCUAGCCCGAGUCGUACCUUUGAUGUGUGCUUCUGAGAUUGCUGUGUCAAGUAGCGACGACAUUGAGAUGAAUCAUUCCUCGCACAUAAAGAAAGAGUUGAUGUCGUAGUACUAGCAAAAUGCCUUGUUUUAACAGAGUUUGACGCAGUUUUGCCAAAACGCUUGGCACCAGGAGGAAUACGGUUUCACGAAAAAGGUCAACAACAUGCUAACUGUUUUGCAAAUGAUACUUUAUUGAACAGAACAAAAGCCAUUUAAAUGUCAUUUACAUAAACGUGACGGCAAACCUUAAACUUACACAGAAAAGCCAAUUGAAUGUCAACUGAAACUGACGGUGCCUUUAGAAUGUUGUUUCAGUUAAUCGAUUUCAUGUUUCUUGAUUAUAACAGUUGAUUUUCGGAUCAAUGCAAAUAUGACCUUUUAUGCUGUUUUAUGUGUUCUGUGUAGGAUACCGGAAAAGCUGAAAUUUGAGAAGUUUUGGUCAUUUCCUUGAAAUGGAAAUCGAUCGGUACUGCCAGAAACMUGAUACGUUUUACAACAAUAAUUUCUCCCUUGUAGGAGAGGGGUGAUUUAAUGCGAAUAAUUUAAAAAUUACCAUGGGAACACAUCAAUUGUAAAAAGAAUUUUUAUACAUACUUUUUUCAAACAAAAAUAAAAAUGUUAUUUUAAAAAG
This is a messenger RNA of Exaiptasia diaphana, 1470 nucleotides long. Its product is annotated as homeobox protein SIX2. Gene Ontology annotation, biological process: regulation of transcription by RNA polymerase II. The transcript has 2 exons. The record is from RefSeq and is a predicted model, not a curated record. NCBI's taxonomy places the organism in Eukaryota, Metazoa, Cnidaria, Anthozoa, Actiniaria, Aiptasiidae. Gene Ontology annotation, molecular function: RNA polymerase II cis-regulatory region sequence-specific DNA binding; DNA-binding transcription factor activity, RNA polymerase II-specific. Gene Ontology annotation, cellular component: transcription regulator complex; nucleus. Bases 76 to 906 code for a protein of 276 amino acids.